Messenger RNA from Archocentrus centrarchus (flier cichlid), 3257 nucleotides. It is a transcript of the gene pwwp2a, whose product is annotated as PWWP domain containing 2A. The record is from RefSeq and is a predicted model, not a curated record. The transcript is spliced from 2 exons. Gene Ontology annotation, cellular component: nucleus; chromocenter. NCBI's taxonomy places the organism in Eukaryota, Metazoa, Chordata, Actinopteri, Cichliformes, Cichlidae. Bases 3 to 2663 code for a protein of 886 amino acids. Gene Ontology annotation, molecular function: chromatin binding.
AAAUGGCGGCCGUGGCUGCAAAGCCAGGAGCUGCGGCGGUUCCGACGACAACAACAACAACCGACGAGGGCCCGUCAGAGCCGGGCCCGGCCGGACCGGGUCUCCCUGGAGCCCCUGCGGAGUGUGAGGGACUGCGGGAGCCUGGGCCGUCUGGGGACCUGGCUGCGCUGCGGGCGGAGGACGGAGGAGACGCGGAGGGCCGCCAUGUCAAGACGAAGCUGGAGCCCGCGGAGCUAGAGCCUACGGCGGGAAACGCGCCGCCGGAGAGUGUCGCUAGCGACGAACCGAGCAGCACUGGGCCGCCGGACUGGGUCGCCGUAGAUCGGUUUUCCCCCGGGCUGCCGGCGGACCCGGAAGGUGGUGGAGACGUGUCUGCGCAGGAGGCGUACCGCGGCCCGGACCCGCAGCCCUCAGCCGUUUUCCUACACUCCUUCCCGGCUGCGCCGUCCGUCACCGAGGCCGGCCUUUCUCUGGCCGAACCGGCCGAGCCCACCACCAACGAGACUACAGACCGAGCCGAGACCGCGGGACGGGACCGGGUCUACACGACCCUGGCACCGGAGGAGCUUAGGCCCGGGCCCUCUGAGGAUACUGUGCUGGACGGAAUCGCGGAGGGUCCGGAACCGGACCCAUCGGGGCCAGAAGAACCGGGGGCCCGUGGUCUGAGGGACUCCUCUCCGCCCUGCCGUUCACCGAAGCGACGGCUGCUGACGGACGCCGCAACGGAGGACUGCCCCGGAACCGGACCCGCCUCUGUGCUGGACCUCAGUCCCGGGUCCGAGGUCCGAGUCUGCCUGGAUCACGUCAUCGAUGACGCGCUCGUGGUGUCCUUCCGGCUGGGAGAGAAGGUGUUCUCCGGGGUCCUGAUGGACGUUUCAAAAAGGUUUGGCCCGUAUGGGAUUCCCAUUACCGUGUUUCCACGCCGGGAUGACCGAAGUCGACGUCCAGUGUCUCUCCAGCAGCCUCUGCCAGUUAGCAACAACAUCCCACCCACCAAAAAGGAAGAGGAUGCUGCACUGCCCCCUCCUCAGGACUGGACCUCUAAACCACCGCCGCUGUUUCAGGAGGGGGCACCAUACCCGCCACCAUUGUUCAUCAGGGACACCUACAACCAGGCCUUACCUCAGCCGCCGCCACGCAAGAUUAAACGGCCGAAGAGACGCUACCGCUGUGAGGAGCCCACCUCUAUCAUGAAUGCCAUCAAGCUCCGCCCCCGCCAAGUGCUCUGUGACAAAUGCAAAGGGGUGGUGGCAUCAGGUGGGCACCGGGAGGCACGGCGGGGCCAGGUGGACCUGAGGGGCGAGGAGGCUUCGCGGCGGCGGAAGGCAACAGAAGGACCAAUCUCCGCCGAGGUCAAGCGUCUGAGGAGCGACGACAAAGGAGGACGGCCAGCUGCUGACCGGCGCUCCUCAUCAGGGAUACGUGUGUCAUCUUCAUCACCAUCCUCAUCCCGCCGUGUCCUGAGGGGAGUGGCCUCAUCAUCAUCCUCAGCAACUGCGAGCCGCAUGCGCCUGAAGCUGAACUCUAAGAAGGUUCUGACCAAAGGGUCAGCUGACCGCUCAAAGGCGCGGCAGGUGCUCAAGACGCUGGUGAGGAGCUCACAAACGCCACCCCCACGAAGGCCCAAAGACCAGGACCAGAACCAGGACCGCCCCAAAGCUGUGACCCGAGCGGCAGCCCUGCAGAACCACAACCAGAAGGUCCACUUCACGCGCCGCCUGCAGCACCUCAGUGGCACGGCCACCAGCACGCCACUCCCACCCAGAAUGCGCCUCAAACCCCAAAGGUAUCGUACCGAUGACAGCCAGGCGCCAAGCUCCUCCUCCUCCUCGUCCCUGCCCAAACACAGCACUCGCUCGUCGCCUCCCAAACCUGCACUAAUCUCCACCCCCACGUCAAACCCAUCCACAGCCCAACCCCCUGUUCAAGUCAUUGCUCCUACCCCAAUGCCCUCUUGUGCAGGAAGCAUUGCUGUGGAGAUGCAGGCAGCUCCUGAGGAGGGAGUAGGAGGUUCUCCCUCCUCCUCCUCUGUAGACUCUGCCCCGUCAGAGUACAGCUCCACAGACACCUUUGAACUCCCCCCUCCAGGAGACCCGCCCUCUUUCUCUUCUCCUCCCCCUCACUCCCCCUGUCCCUCUUCAGCACCACAGUGCCCACCCACCUCCCCCCCAGCCACCCCUCCCCUCAGAGCCGAUGCCGAAGAGGUGCAGGGCGGCGUCGAGGAGGAGGGCGGUGACCUGAAGAGGCGCCGUAAGUCUUCCACGUCGUCUUCCUCCUCCUCCUCGUCAUCCUCAUCCUCUGUCUUCUCAAAGUCUGUUUCUAAAUGUCCACUCCCCGACGGCCGCACCGUGUGCGUUGGCGACAUUGUGUGGGCGAAGAUCUACGGCUUCCCGUGGUGGCCGGCGCGCGUACUUGGCAUCACGAUAUCACGGCGUGGCGAUACGGGGCUGGCAGUGCGACAGGAGGCGCGGGUGUCUUGGUUUGGCUCACCCACCACGUCCUUCCUGCCGCUCUCCCAGCUGUCGCCCUUCCUGGAGACAUUCCAGUCACGUUUUGACAGGAAGCGGAAGGGCCCGUACCGCCGUGCCAUCGCUGAGGCUGCCAGCGCUGCCAAGCAGCUCACGCCGGAGGUCCGAGCACUCCUCACGCAGUUUGAGACGUAGCAUUGGCUGCUGCCAACCCACCCAUAUACAGACCCUUUCCCCGCCCCUUUCACACAAACCCUGUCCCUUCAGAGGAGGUGGGAGGAGCUAGAAAUUGACUGACAGAUAAUGAUGUUUCUGUUUCAUAUUUGUUGGGGGGGGGGGGCUGUCAGGGAGCAGGGCAUAUUUGCAGAUUUCUCCUUAUCUACAGUCAGUGGUGGUGUUUCAACUUGCCACACCGCCACAAUUACUUAUAGCAUGAUGAUGUCACUGAAAUAGGAAACGGAAAUGUUUUUGUAAAUAAUUCAGCCUGAUGAUUGGCUGACAGAGCAAUGAUGUCACAGUAUUAAUAAACACUAAUUAAGCUUCUCAUAGUGAUCUGAUUGGCUGAUGGCGGCUUGGCAGUGUGAAACGCUGCAGUGGCGUCACUUCCUCUUGAGAAACAGACUGAAAACUUUGUUUUUUUUUUCUAGAAACUUCGUUUCCGUUCAAAUGAUUUUAAAAAAUGUGAACAAAGUGAGGUCCAACCUGCGGCCCGGGGCCCCGAGCACAGCCAUGCUGAGCCGCCGCCAGUGUCAGAACAUUGUGUUUGAGACCCCGAGCCGCUUGGGUGGG